This is a messenger RNA of Laccaria bicolor S238N-H82, 531 nucleotides long. RefSeq lists its product as uncharacterized. The coding region runs from base 1 to 531 and encodes 176 amino acids. The transcript has 2 exons. NCBI's taxonomy places the organism in Eukaryota, Fungi, Basidiomycota, Agaricomycetes, Agaricales, Hydnangiaceae. The record is from RefSeq and is a predicted model, not a curated record.
AUGGAGGUGAUGAAAGUGGCGGAGACGAAGGCGGUGGUGGGGACGAACUCGGUACUUAGUGGUGGAGGAGAAGAAGGCGGCGGACGCAGUGGUGGCGGUGGUAUUAGAGGCGGACGCGGUGGUGGUAGAGGCGGACGCGGACGCGGUGGUGGCGGAAACCAAGGCAGUGGUGGCGGUCCCGGUGGUGUAAAACGCAAACGCAAACGCGAGGAUGAAAAUGAAGAUGUUGAAUCACAUCGUGGUAUGGGUGCAACGUCCGAUCAAGGUAGCGAUUGGAGAAACGGCAGCCACGUUACGCCUGAUGCCUGUCCACGAGAAGGUAGAGCCCGGCCAACAUCACACCUUUCAGAGUUUGGAUCCAAAUGUCAAGCGUCCGCUAGGCACUAUGAGAAUAUCACUUGGUACCCAGGGAGGGCGAUUGUCGACAGGAGAAAACAAGCCUACUUUGAUGCCCAUCCGCAGAUUAGGGCUCGCAGUGGUCAACUUUUACCAGCUGACUAUAACUCCUCCUCCGAUGAGAAUUUGGUGUAA